Messenger RNA from Schistosoma turkestanicum, 774 nucleotides. The record is from the annotation of a GenBank genome assembly. NCBI's taxonomy places the organism in Eukaryota, Metazoa, Platyhelminthes, Trematoda, Strigeidida, Schistosomatidae.
CGGUUAUAUUGUAUAUAUUGAAUUGUGUAUUCAAUUGUAAUAACUAAGCGCUGAGAAAGUGUGAUCCAAUUCACUCGAAGAUGGAUUUCGUGAUUUUAUCCAAUUUUAAUAUGUCAACCAUGAUAACCUGUGCAUUUGGUGAAACGACAAAAGAAAAUGACUCUGGUUUGUGUGACAGUACAAAUUCUUGCAUAUUCAAUGCAACUACAUGGCAAAAUCCCUGUCGUAUAUCUGGUGUCGCCUUGAUAGGUACGGCUCUAAUAUUGGCGCUCAUCAUUAUACUCAUCAAAGCGUUACACACCGCAUCUACAUGGAAUAACAUCCUCAUGGUUAUAACGUUGAUUGAUAUGACUGUCGGAGUUGGAUUAUUGACUGCUUUUGGAUAUUGGUAUCAGCAGCUCAUUGCCGCAACUGUGCCAGUCUCAACAUUGAUCUUUGCUAUUAUAUCAGGUAUAAAAAUGAAAGGGUCUGCAGGCAAAUGGAGGGUACUACUAUUUUCAUUUUUCUUGGUAUUGGUGACAGCUGGAAUUGUCUUCAGCAUUUUGAGUAUAAUUUACAUGAAUGGGCGUAAGCAAAAUAUUGUGUUUGCGAUUCUAUCGGCAGUUUGUUGGUCCGGUGCAAUGUUUAUCAUGAUUACAUUGACUACGUUCUAUUUGACAAAACAUGUCAUAUUGAAAGACUACUCUGUAGUUUAUAUGACAUUUAUACUUUCGGUGGAAUAUAUGAUAAUGUUGAUUAUUUCACAUCUACAUGUCAAUUAUUUUUAUUAUUGUU